AUGAUGAUGCCAUCGAGUUUGGGUGGCGGUAGUGGAAGUGCGAAACAUCAUCAGCAACUCAUGCAAUCUGCUUCCAUGCUGCCUUCACCUUACAAUUUUUUGCCAUCGGUUUUUGCCAAUGCGCAGUUGGACAUGCCAUUAUUCCGGCCUCCCGAAUCGAAUUUGGGAGCGAUGUAUUUAAGCCAGUUAGCGGCAGCAGCAGCUUUAAACCAGGGUCAGAAUGGUAGUAACGGUGGCACCACAAAUGAACAACAGGAGGAAACCGUUGGCGAAAAUAAUAAAGCAGAGUUGGUAGCGUCAACUUCAUCCGAAGUGGCGAUCUCGUCGUGUGACGCUGAGUCACCGUUACCACCCAAACCAUUUGGUGCUGUGGAUCGCGAAACGGAAUCUACAAACGAACGGAAUUCUGUGGAUAACGCUGCAUUAAGCCCAACGAAAGUGAAUACUGAAGACAUUGCUCUGGUAGAGAGCGAAAAUUUGCAGCCUUCAUCAGUAUCGGAAUUGCAGCAGCUUGAUCUUUCAAAAUGGAUCUCUGAUUUUUUUCCAGGAUUGCCAAAUAAUGUCUCGGCUCUAAACAUGGCUGCUCUAACACAACGAAUGCCACCGAUGCUGGAGCAGAUACAGCUGAUGAAUCAGUAUUUCUCGCCUGGAUCAGUUGAAGAUUCUCUCCGAGUCCUAGCAGCACUUGGCAGUACCAAUGGUUCUGCGGGUAUGGUUCCAUCAACAAAUUGCAGCCCAAGCUCAAUCCUCAAUUCACCAUUUGCCAGUAGUGCUGGGCAUUCGAAGGAUACCUAUUGCGAGAUAUGUGACAAGAAUUUUUGCAAUCGCUACUUUCUUCGAACACAUAAGUGGAAAAAACACGGCAUUCCAUUUCCAGGCAAAAACUCGCCAUCUGAAUGCAAUGUAACAUCACUAGCGUCACCAACCGUCCCACAGAAUCUUCCUCUGGAUUUGCCAACUACCUCGACAGGGAUAAACCUUAGUCCAGCUGAGUUUAUUGCUGCACUAUGCAAUCAGAAUGUGCUAGAUGCUUCACAGAUAUCGCCUUCAAAAACGACUUCUCAUCCAACCUCUGUUAUUGUCAAUUGUUUAUCUAGUGCGGACUCAUCACCGACCAAACGAGCAAGAACGACUGAUGAAGGAAGUAAAGAUGAUGAUGAGUUACUCGGUGCAGGCAGGUCGGAGAGUGUCAGGACUGACGAAGAAGCACUUGCAAGUGUCGCAAGUCAGUUACCAAACACGGGUGAUUUAUUCGCAAUGAUCGCUCGUCAGGCUCAGGAAAAUGCAAUUGCGCAAGAACUGUUAUCAUCAUUUAAAGCUGAUGGAAUACAAGUGCAACAACAAUCAUCACCAUCAAAGCAUUCAUCAGCCAGUAAAGAAGCAUGCGAAAUGUGUGGACAGGAGUGCGAGAACCGAGCGACCCUGCAGCAUCAUCUCUUAUUACAGCAUAAUAUCUUGAAUAGUUUUCUUAGCUCAUUCAACUUAUUGUCUCCACUGAGUCAGUUACAGCCACAACAGCAAUCACAAAAACAGCAGAAUAAUCAGGAUAAUGAUGCAGACCGAUCUCGUAAUGCAACGGCUAUGCCAGGAAUGGUUACGUCCCCCAUCAGUGCUUCACGACAACCGAAAAAGCAGUAUACAACAACGGGCAAGAAUUAUUGCGAUGUUUGCAACAAGGAAGUAUGUAACAAAUAUUUCCUUCGAACGCAUAUGCUCAAAAUGCAUGGCAUUGUCAUUGAUGAGCACAAAACAGUUAUUGCAAAUAUCGAUACUUUAGAGAAGGAGAAGUCUGGCACGAUCGCUUUUCGCUGCGAUAUUUGUAAUACAAAUGUAGGACAAACUCGUGAAUCUUUAAAGCAACACAAGCAGGAAGUUCAUAAUGUUGUGUCACUGCCUACGUCACGUGGUCAUCGUGGAUCUCUCAGUUCUACCUCAAGUAUUACCAGUACAUCGACUCUCAGUCAAGCUCUUAAAACUGCAGAUCAAAGUGGAAAUAAUAUUGAUCAAUUGCGAUGUCCGCUCUGUGAUGUACGAACCAUCGGUGUGGUAGCAAUGCAGAAACAUCUUAGUGAGAAACACAGAAUGGAUAUGGGCUUGGAGUCACUUGAGGGUUUGUUAAAGGAUGCUUAUGAGAUUAAAAGUGGACAAAGUGCUGCAACGCUUGGUGGAUCUCUUGCGACGAACUUGCAGCAACAAAUGAUGACAGAACGAGGUGAAUUCACUUGCACACAUUGUGCAGAUAUAUUCAACGACCAAAUUCAGUUUCAGCUGCAUAUGAUCCACAAUCAUCCACUGGUUAUUCGUAGUCCAGGAGAGACGGGUUCUCCUGCAGUAACAGCUCAUAAUAUGGAGCCGCUUUGUACACAGUACAGUUUCCAUUUCUCUAGUAUGGCAGAUUCGUGGGUUGAUUCAGGAGGGAAACCUGCAAAUAGAAGCACAGAAGACAUGAAAGAGGAUGAAACGUCGGGAGAUGAGCAUCAAGUAGCGCAGAAAGUUCAAAAAUUUUUUGAUUGUCCAGUGUCUUGGUGUCCACGACGAUAUCUUAAUCCUAUCAUACUGAGCAAGCACGUUUCUAUCGUUCAUCAAUGGCGACUGAAGUUUUCAUCGAAGAAUGGAAAGAAUAAAUCUCAUGGUGUUAUCUCGUCUCGCAAAUUAUGGAAGAAACGUUACAUUUGCUUGUUCGAAGGCUGCAAAUACCGCUUUUGGUCACGGGACUAUUGCGAAAAACAUCUUUUAUAUCACAUUGGAAGUCAAACAAAUAAUAAAACGGGAUCGAAAGAACCAGUAGUGAAUGGUGCGACAGAAAAUGGACGAAGUCAAGACAUCACUAAAUUGGUUGGAGUGAGGAAGGGGAAAAUAAUGUUGAAUUUGGAAAAUGGUAGCAACCCAAAAGAUCAUGGACGAAAUACUCAUACGCCAAAUUCGCCAGAUUCGGAUGCGAUGCCAGAGGGACAUGGACAACUAUCUACAAAUAGGAAACCUUAUACGGUUCAAACAUUUCUGGUAAGAGAGCAAUCAUCUCAACCAUCUUCUUCAACAAAUGGUUCAACAACAGCAGUAGGUGUUGUUUUUGAUGAAAUGGUUGCACAUUUGCCAGUGCGGAACACAGUGCAAGAAAUGGUGCGAGUGAAUGUGGAACUUGUACCAGCACCUCUACAGAUAUCACCCAUCUUGCAUUUAUGA
Molecule: messenger RNA, 3183 nt
Organism: Loa loa (African eye worm)
Lineage: Eukaryota; Metazoa; Nematoda; Chromadorea; Rhabditida; Onchocercidae
Product: zinc finger protein
Exons: 16
Coding region: 1-3183 (1060 amino acids)
Source: RefSeq, a predicted model, not a curated record